Molecule: messenger RNA, 1797 nt
Organism: Jaculus jaculus (lesser Egyptian jerboa)
Lineage: Eukaryota; Metazoa; Chordata; Mammalia; Rodentia; Dipodidae
Gene: Depdc7
Product: DEP domain containing 7
Exons: 10
Coding region: 398-1627 (409 amino acids)
Biological process (GO): intracellular signal transduction
Source: RefSeq, a predicted model, not a curated record
AGUCCGGCAGUCCUGGAGGGCAGCCGGCGGUCCCGGCCAUGGCCACAGUGCGGGAGACGGCGGCCGCGCUCAACCUCUCUGCCCAGCACAGCCCGACGCAGAGGCCUCCGGAUACAUAUCCAGUUUGUCCAGCAGCAUUUGCUGAAGAGGCUGUCUUUUCUCCAGUUUCAGUGUGGCCCAGAAGCCAUUUGGAGCCACAUACGUGUGGAGCAGCAUUAUAACCACCCUUCAGACACAAGUGGAGGUGAAGAAACGAAGGCACCAUUUAAAACAUCACAAUGACUGCUUUGUUGGCUCAGAUGCUGUAGAUGUCAUUUAUUCUCACCUCAUUCAGAAUAAGUACUUUGGUGAUGUGGACAUUCCUCGGGCCAAAGUGGUGAGAGUGUGUCAAGCACUUAUGGAUUAUAAAGUAUUUGAAGCAGUUCCAACCAAAGUCUUUGGAAAAGACAAAAAACCUGCAUUUGAAGAUAGUAGUUGCAGCCUUUAUAGAUUCACAACAGCAUCUAGUCAAGACGGUCAGUCAGGCAAAGAGAACAGUGUAUACUCAGCUUCCAGGUACUCAGAUGCAUUACUUAAGUCAUCUGAAAUCAAGUCGGACAGUUUAGAAGAUCUGUUGGAAAAUCUGAGUUUAAAGCCUACUAACUCCUCUCAUGUAAAUAUCUCUGCAACCUUGUCUCCACAAGUUAUUAAUGAAGUAUGGCAAGAAGAAACAAUUGGGCGUCUACUACAACUUGUAGAUCUUCCAUUUCUUGACUCCUUACUCAAACAGCAAGAGGUUGAACCUAAAGUUCCUCAAUCUAAGAAACAGCCUGACAUGAUCAACACCAGUAGCUGUCUGGACCGGAGGAUUCUCAAGGCCUAUAGUGACUCUCAGGAAGAUGAGUGGCUCUCCGCUGCAACUGACUGCUUGGAUUACCUGCCGGGCCAGAUGGUGGUGGACAUAAGCAGGAACUUUCCUGAGCAACCAGACAGAACAGACUUAGUGAAGGAACUUCUAUUUGAUGCUAUUGCCAAAUACUAUAGCAAUCGGGAACCUCUAUUAAAUCACUUAUCUGAUGUUCAUAAUGGGAUUGCAGAACUCCUUGUAAAUGGGAAGAAUGAAAUAGCAUUAGAAGCUACUCAGCUCUUUCUGAAGCUUCUGAAUUCUCAAAAUAGAGAAGAAUUUCGAAGAUUGCUGUAUUUCAUGGCUAUUGCUGCACAUCCUUCUGAAUUUAAAUUACAGAAAGAAAGCGACAAUCGGAUGGCUGUGAAAAGGAUAUUUUCCAAAGCUAUCGUCAACAAUAAACACUUAUCAAAAGGCAAAACGGAUCUGCUAGUGCUCUUUUUAAUGGAUCACCAAAAGGAUGUUUUCAAGAUUCCUGGAACUCUACAUAAAAUUGUUAGCAUUAAGCUUCUGGCCUUACAGAAGGGAAGAGAUCCAAGUAUAGACCCAGGCUAUAUUUAUUGCCAGAGAAUUGAUCGAAAUGACUACUCCAGGAUUACCCAGCGCACAACCAAAGAGGAAAUGUUGAGUUUACUAAAGAGUAUUGAUGAAGAUUCAAAGCUGUCUGCCAAAGACAAGAAGAAACUGCUAGGUCAGUUCUCAAAGUGUCAUCCCGACAUCUUUAACGAGUAUUUUGGAGACUGAGUUUCUAAAGUAUGUGUAUAACUUGUGUACUUAAAGGACAAAUUGUGUAUCUUAAGAUUCAAAAGAUUAAAAAGAUGAAUAUAUAAAAAUUUUAAAAUAUUCAAUCAGGGUCUGGAGAAAUGGCUUAGUGGUUAAGGUGCUUGCCUACAAAGCCAAAGGACCCAGGUUCA